CAGCACCGAGCCGUUUCGGAACGUUCUCGAUCGGUUGAAUGCUACCGAACGAAAUAAAUACAUUCCAGCGAUGUUCCAGGCGAAGUUAAGGGCGAUCUAUCGGAAAAAGAUCGGGAACAACGGAACGGGAACCGUGGAGGAUUCCAUCGAACAUUCUACACGCGUCGAAGUCACUCACGGGCAGUCGAACGAUUACCGAUUAAAUUUAGUCACCGAUGAAUCGGCGACCGCCGCUGGAACGGCUGCGUUAAUUGAUAAAUCGACGACUGUUAUGACAAGAGCGGACGAACGGGAUGUUGGUACACGGAAACACAGAGGAAACGUGUACACAGACGGAGCUCUUGUAAGCAAUCCGCCGCCCUCCGUAAAUUCCACGCGUGGCUUGAAAUUCGCCGAUCGUCUGGAAUCGUAUCCACCGUUUCGAGCGUUUACGAACAACGUUGCGAUGGAUUUCAAAGAAACGCAAAUAAAACGGAUGGAAGCGGAAACUGUGACCAAUCGGAGCGUCCAAACUGGGGAACCGAAUACUUCGACCACCUUGGAUAUCGCGACACCACGGAAGAAUCUCUUGACAGUCAUAUCGAGAACCACAGCGAUAACUUCUAGCGUUUUACCGUUAACUGCUCCGGAUGUACGAUUAAAUCCCCGUACGGAGAGCAGCAGAGAAACAUUCGCUAACACGAGUCCCGGGACCGCUUGAUCGUCGAUUAUUAACGAAUCGUAUUAGUAAACGAAAAGACGAGAAAGAAGCUAAGUAGCAUUCGAAUUUAUUUGACAUUUUUUAUAGAUGAUUUCUGUACGACUUCGAUCGGAUCUAGGGAUACUAUACGAGAGUUUCAACCCUUGUACACGUGUAUGCUUACCUUUUUUUCUGUCGAUGGUGAUAUAACCGUUCAUUCAGAAUCCUGAUUAUAUCUUUUUUUAGAGGACGAGCGAGAAUUUUAAUUUUUAUACUGCUUAAGUGGAUAUAACAGACAAAUGAAAUCGUUUCAGGGAAAUGCGAUCGGAGCUGUAGUUAUUUCCAAGGAAUUUUCUAACCAUACAAUAAAGAAACUG
Dufourea novaeangliae is the source of this 1056-nucleotide messenger RNA. RefSeq lists its product as uncharacterized. Bases 71 to 700 code for a protein of 209 amino acids. The transcript has 2 exons. Lineage: Eukaryota; Metazoa; Arthropoda; Insecta; Hymenoptera; Halictidae. The record is from RefSeq and is a predicted model, not a curated record.